Messenger RNA from Cyphellophora attinorum, 3027 nucleotides. RefSeq lists its product as uncharacterized. Gene Ontology annotation, biological process: post-transcriptional tethering of RNA polymerase II gene DNA at nuclear periphery; RNA export from nucleus; protein import into nucleus. The record is from RefSeq and is a predicted model, not a curated record. Gene Ontology annotation, cellular component: nuclear pore; nuclear pore cytoplasmic filaments. Lineage: Eukaryota; Fungi; Ascomycota; Eurotiomycetes; Chaetothyriales; Cyphellophoraceae. The transcript is spliced from 2 exons. Gene Ontology annotation, molecular function: protein binding; structural constituent of nuclear pore. The coding region runs from base 1 to 3027 and encodes 1008 amino acids.
AUGGCACAGAGUAAUCCUUUCGGGCUCCCACGGCCGCCUCUUCGAUACGGCGAGCCUGACUGGAACAACGAUGCCAACCUCGAAAUCCGACCUCGCUCGAAGAAGAGCUACGAAGAGUACCGCUACGAACAACUCAUGAACGAAGACACAUCCAAGCCGGUCGCUUCGUCCAACAACAUGUCGUUCUCCACAUCGACGUUCACUACUCUUCGCGACCAAACCGCCAUCCUGGAGGUCCUGGUCGGGGCAGGUCUCGCCGCCAAAUCCGCGAAAUACAUCAUCCACGAACAUCUCCUGACAGCAAACUCGGGACUUGUCAAAGCCAUGAUGACCCACGGCUUCCAAGAGAAGUCGGAGCGCAUCAUUCGCAUGCCGGAAGAGGAACCGGAUAUCUUCGAUCACUAUGUUAACUUCCUCUAUUCUGGACGCAUAACCACGAGUAUUCUUGAGGAACAAAUCGAGAUGUACUGCUUGGGGACUCGUCUACAGGACCCAAAGUUCGAAUAUGCAUGCUACACCGCGAUCAAAGCUGCCUGGACUUCAUAUUCCGCCGUUGACAUACGAUUCAUCAUGGACGAGACAGUGGAGAAAGAUCCCCUGCGAGAGCUGUGUGUCGAGCAAGUCAGCCGUGGCAUUUUGAGUGGUCGAUACACCUUCUCAGAGCAGUCAGAGAAAGAGCUUCUAAGCGACUACAUGACAGAGUUGAUGGAAGGGGUUGUUCGCCAGGUCGCGCUGCAGAAGAACUCCAGCUCCAGUCGACCAACUACACGACCGGAGCCGUCGCAAGCCAGUCCACCUCCUACAUCAGCCAUACCAUUCAUGCACCCACUCCCCCCAAUCGGCGGCACCACACUUCCCUACACACCAAAUAUCGGAUGGCACUUCGGCACUGGUAGCGGUCAACCUCAAGCGUCCACUACACAGUCCACACCUGGCAAUCAGCCUGACACAACUUCCACGCAGCCUGGUUCGUUCCAAUCCAGUUUCAACCCUCGGUCAGGAAUACCAAGAAGCAGCCCCUACUAUCCUCCAACAAUGGCCGCAAGAAGCAGCCCCUACUAUCCUCCAACAAUGGCCUCUGCACUAGGCAAUGGUCCGGAUGGAAGUGCCGCUCAGAGUGUGGCCCCAAUCUCCUCACUGUUCGGUGGUGCGCCGCCGAGACCACUGUUUGGCAAUCCGCCAUUGACGACCACCACAGGUCCACUAUUCGGGCAUGCCUCAUCGACAGCCACCGCAGGCUCACUAUUCGGCAAUGUUCCAUCGACAAGCAUGAAAGGCGCCCAACCUGGCGAUGCGCCAUCGACAGCCAUCACAGGCCCUGCUGCGGUCGACAGUAGAACUCCAAGUGUGGCAGGACAGACUCUGCACCCGAACCUCACCUUCGGGCCUCCGGCUUCGGCAUCUGGAGCGUCUGACUCGGCUUCCUCUGCGCAGCAAAAGCAGCAGUCUACCGGUGUUAGUGGAUCGAAGCCGCGCUUUGAAGGCGAAAGUCUGGUAACCAAGGGAAAGGAGAAACAUAUCGCGACCCUCGACUUGAGCCACGAAAGCGGCAGUAGUGAACACUCCCCUCAGUACACUCCGACCUCGUCACGGGAUGACGAGCAAGGAGGACCCUCUACGGCCUCGGAAGCAUUAUCAUUGCCGGUCGCGAUCCCUCGAGAGAAACAAUCGCCACUGAACGAACGCGACGUCUCGAACGCACAUCUCGCAGGGGGAAGGCUCACACCAUCAAAUGCGACUGCGGAUCUACUGACCAGUCUCAUGACAGUAUCAUCUGCUGCGACAAGUGCAACACUUGGCAACACAUCGAAUGCUACUACCCUCCGCAAGAGAUACCUAACGACCACCGGGUCCAUUUGUCCUACCACAUCCGACCCUUGCGCGAAGGAAACCUCUCCUAUAUGCUCCUCGGGUCAGAAGGGUGAUGGCUUUGUGCAGUACGCCAACUCGUCGGGUUCCUCCUCGUCCUCAAGCCCAUUCGCUACCAUAUACAAAGAACAAGGCUCUCGGACUGAUCAAGAAUUUGGCAAGGGUUCCAAAGGCAAAGAGAGAGCGUCGUUCGGUACAGGCGACACAUUUAUCGACAGCAAAGCUCCAAUAUCAGCCACGAGCAGGUCUCAUAAUAUGAGUGCUGCACCAUCAUUUUGGUCUUCGCCCAAGGCUGCCAACACAGACAAAACAUCGGCAAGCUCAGAUGGUUUCAGCGGCAGUGUGUUAGCCAGUGAUCCUGCACCACCAGUCACUCCGAAGUUCGGUCUGCCAACGCAGCUGUCGCCCCCGGCAGGAAUUCGCAAGGCGCAAGCUGCUGUUUCUGCGAACUCAGUGAAUCAAGGCAACAGCAGAUCCGAUGCUCGCCCUGAGGUCAACUUCGCUGCGUCAGUGGCGGAUACCCGAGAUGGUGAAGCUUCUAACAGCACUGGAAACGUACCAUCUAGGAUCAGUGUAGCAAGCACAGACUUGCCACACAACACUGUUCUACAUUCACAGCAGCCGGGUCGCAUCACAGAGUUGCCGGAGAGCCCGAGGAAUUAUCGAUCGAGCGCUUCCACGUCAUCCUUCAAAUGGGAAGACAUCAAGAGCGCUGCAAAGCCGGCUGCUCCACGAAGUGAUGCAUAUAUCCUUCCCAAGAAAGGUCAGGCAUCGUGCGCAGGAUAUUCCGGAUCCGGCUUCUGGCGGCCGAGCGCUUCCGGGCAGCCUGCGGCAACACCUUCUGGAAGCAGUGCUCCACCCUUUGGGCCAUUCAACUCUCCUCCGCCGAAGGCAAAUGAGCAGCCGCAGACAUCGGCCUCUGGAAGCAGCGCAGCGCCUUUUGGGUCAUUCAACAUUCCCCCGUCCAGGGUAUCUGGGCAGCCUAGACCAACAGCAUUCGGGAGCUAUUCACCCGGCCUCAGACCGACGAGCUCUUCCACUCAGUCGCCCUCUGGACAGCCACAGACAUCGCCCGUUGGAAGCAGCCCUUCUGGCACUGACACGACGAGCUCACUUCCCACCUAUCAAUCCAUUGGGAGAGAUUUAGCAGGCAGAUAA